CCCAUUGUGAUGUCAUAUCCUGCAUCCAUGGUUUUUCCGCCUGGAACAUGUGUUUACCAAAAAUGUGCCGAAACUUAUAACAGCCUGUUUGCAAAAUUAGCUUUAUUUUAUUAAAAUAAAACUUUUCUUUGUAGUGAACAUGGGGAAGCUGAAUGUGGUGGUGUUGAGAUACUUAUCUCGGGACGACUUCCGAGUUCUAACCGCUAUAGAGAUGGGCAUGAAGAACCACGAGAUCGUUCCUGUGAGCCUUCUGGCUUCCAUCGCCAGCCUCAAACACGGCGGCUGCAAUAAGAUCCUUAGAGAACUGGUCAAACACAAGCUUGUGGUCUAUGAACGCAGCAAGACUGUGCAGGGCUACAGACUCAACUACGGCGGAUAUGACUACUUGGCUCUGAAGACCUUGUGCUCUAGAGAGGUCAUUCUGUCAGUUGGCAACCAGAUGGGUGUGGGAAAGGAAUCAGAUAUUUAUAUUGUGGCAAAUCCAAACGGCGAUCAGUAUGCUCUGAAGCUCCAUCGGCUGGGUCGAACCUCCUUUAGGAAUCUUAAAAACAAGAGAGAUUACCACAAACAUCGAAAGAACAUGUCCUGGCUCUACCUUUCACGCCUCUCUGCAAUGAAAGAGUUUGCCUACAUGAAGGCGCUGUAUGAUCGAGGCUUUCCUGUUCCCAAACCUGUGGACUAUAACAGACAUGCUGUAGUAAUGGAGCUCAUCAAUGGAUUUCCUCUGUGUCAGGUACGCGAGUUACAGGACCCGUCAGCUCUGUACAGCGAACUCAUGGAGCUCAUAGUCAAACUGGCCAAUCACGGCCUGAUUCAUGGAGACUUCAACGAGUUCAACCUUAUGGUGGAUGACCAGGACCGUGUAACUAUGAUUGACUUCCCACAAAUGGUCUCCACAUCACACACCAAUGCUGAAUGGUACUUUGACCGUGACGUCAAAUGUAUCAAAGAUUUCUUCAUAAAAAGGUUCAGUUAUGAAAGCGAGUUAUAUCCAACGUUUAAGGAUAUAAGACGGGCUUGUUCUCUAGAUGUGGAAGUUUCCGCCAGUGGCUUCACCAAAGACUUUGAGAGAGAUGCUACCUUGCUCUACCCAGCUGGACCUGAAGAAGAAGAGGACGAGCUGGAAGAAGGUCAAGAUGAAGAAACGGACGAGGAGACAGAAAGAGAAGAGGAGGAUGAGAGCGGGACCAUGGCGCAGUAUGAGCAUGCAAUGCUGGAACUGGAGGGACUGAAAGUUUGUGAAACAAAUGCAAACAUUGAUCAGGCAGCAGAAAUGACCGAGGAAACAAAGGAAGAGGAAAUGUCAACAUCACCACAAGUUAGGAAUCUGGAGGAAAGAGAGGAGGUAGAGGAUGAGUUGAAGGAAGCAGAAGAUGACUGCCCAGAGCUGACAGACUUGUCUUCCUCCAACAGGGAGUUCAAACCUUUCAGAGAUGCAGACAGUCUUCAACAUGUUGCUGAACACAGGAGAAGGGCAGACAGUGAAGCCACUGUUGGUAGCAUUGGGAGCUGCUCCACCAUUCCACCUGAGGUUGUUCGUCAAAAAGUGCAUAGGCAGCUCACCAAGCAGCAAAAGGCUGCUCAAAGGAGACGUCUGCAGAAAGGAGAGGCCAACCUAGUGACCAAGUCCAGGAGGGAAAACCAAAAUAACAUCAAGUCCAGCCUGGAGAGCGCCGACUUCUGGGGAUAAUUGGGACUUCUGUGUUGGAUAAACAGAAUUUAUACACGCAUAUAUAUGAAUACAUGUGAAGACUUUACAUUUCAUUGUUUGGUUCCACUAUUUGAUGGAUGGAUACGAAAAAAACAAGUCAAAGGAAGAACAAAGUGAUCAUUUUAUGACCUUGAUUUCUGUCAAAACAGGACAUUUUCAUAUUCAGACAGAAGUACAAUAUACAAACCAAUGUCUAAUAUAAAUAUCAUCAUUGCCCUCAAUUUAGUAACAAUUUUAACAAAAAAAUUAAAUGAAAGCCCUUUUCAAAACCACAUCAUUAAAGUUGCAAAAGUGUUCUUUUCAAGUGAGUUAUAACAGAAAGUUGCAAUAAAAGAACUGCAAGGUA
Messenger RNA from Oryzias latipes (Japanese medaka), 2057 nucleotides. RefSeq names its product RIO kinase 2 (yeast) (gene riok2). The record is from RefSeq and is a predicted model, not a curated record. Gene Ontology annotation, molecular function: ATP binding; protein serine/threonine kinase activity. Gene Ontology annotation, cellular component: nucleus; preribosome, small subunit precursor; cytosol. Gene Ontology annotation, biological process: protein phosphorylation; maturation of SSU-rRNA. NCBI's taxonomy places the organism in Eukaryota, Metazoa, Chordata, Actinopteri, Beloniformes, Adrianichthyidae.